AUGAAUUCUUCUUUUACUGAAAAAUCAUUUAGCAAAAAGCAGAAAACUUCAACUAAUAAUAAGGAAUCACCUAUUCUUAAGAAACUUAUCAAGGAGCUAAAAAUUCUAAGUUCUGUAAGUACUAAUAUGCAACCUCCAAUCACUAACUCCAGGAAUCUUACUAAAUUAUAUGAGGCAAUUAUCAUAGCUAAAAACAAAAAUAGAGAUAAAAAUCAAGUAGUUAUUAUGAGAUAUUAUUUGUUUGGAAAGGAACUUAAAAAAUUUUUUGAUAGAUUCAAAAGCAGUUAUAGAGAUCAUAAGAUUCAGAGAAUGCUAGUCAAAGAAAUUACAAAACAGCUUUCAGGUGAUCUCUCAAAAAAUGCCAUUGAGAAAAAAUAA
This is a messenger RNA of Funneliformis caledonium, 378 nucleotides long. The record is from the annotation of a GenBank genome assembly. Lineage: Eukaryota; Fungi; Glomeromycota; Glomeromycetes; Glomerales; Glomeraceae.